This is a messenger RNA of Paramuricea clavata, 313 nucleotides long. NCBI's taxonomy places the organism in Eukaryota, Metazoa, Cnidaria, Anthozoa, Malacalcyonacea, Plexauridae. The record is from the annotation of a GenBank genome assembly.
AAUUAAUGUCGCAGCAAGAAAAUGCCUUUAAAGUAAUGAUCGACUCUCUGAUUAAAUCUACUACAUCAAGAGUAGAUGGGUUGGUAAAAGAUUUAGCUGAAUUAAAAUACAGCUUAGAAUACUCGCAGAAAGAUAUAGCCUCACAACAGAAAGAACUUGAUAGAAAUCAAUUCGAGAUUCAAUCAAUGAGCAAUGAAAUAUCAAAUAUCAAGAUGUCCCUUGAUAAGUAUUCUACAAAGACAGUUGAUUUAGAAAACCGAAGUAGAAGAAACAACAUACGAGUAACCGGCAUUCCGGAGAAGCGAAGCGAAAC